AGUUGUAGUCCUGACCGCGGCUAACUUCCCUCUCUGACCAAGAUGGCGUCUCUUAGAAAGGAGUGUUAGCAGAGGGUCUUUGUUGUGUUAGAAAGAGGUAAAAUGUGUAAAGUCCAGAUGCUGAGAGCGUUGGUGGAGCAGCGACUAACUGCGGCUGCUGAAGAGAUAUUUGGGCUGUUUGAAAGAACGAUAGCAGAGUACGAGGAGGAACUUUGUCGUUCAAAAGAGGAGAACGAGCGACAACGGGAACUACUGGACGCUGUUUUCAACCCUCAGCUCCGGGUCCACAGAGCAGAUUUCUUUCCCCCUGAGCAGCAGGAGUGUAGCUCCAGGGUGGACCAGGAGGAGCCAGAGUACCCCCCACACAUUAAAGAGGAGCAGGAGGAACUGUGGAGCAGUCAGGAGGGAGAGCAGCUUCAAGGGCUGGAGGAGGCUGAUAUCACCAAGUUCCCAUUCACUCCUGUCCCUGUGAAGAGUGAAGAUGAUGAAGAGGAAGCUCAGUCCUCACAGCUUCAUCAGAGACAAACUCAACACAUGGAAACAGAAGCUGAUGGAGAGGACUGUGGAGGACCAGAACCAGCCAGGAACUCACAUCCACUUUUACAACCAGAGACUGAAGACCAGAUUGGAGACUCUUCUGAACCUGAGACUGAUGACAGUGCUGAUUGGAAGGAGACCAGAGAACCUCAGUCAGCUUUAAACUCUCUGAAACAUGAUUCAAGAUGUAAGAAAACAUUCAGCUGCUCUGAGUGUGGGAGGAGAUUUGGCCAAACAGGACAUCUAAAAAGACACAUGAGAACUCACACUGGCGAGAGACCUUUCAGCUGCUCUGAAUGUGAUAAAACUUUCACUGUAAAGGAAACCCUGAAGAGACACAUGGUUACUCACACAGGAGAAAAACCUUUCACCUGCUCAGUCUGUAAGAAAUCUUUUACACAGAGUGGAAGUUUACGUUCCCACAUGGCCGUGGUCCACACAGGAGAGAAAAGAUUCAGCUGCAGUGUUUGUGACAACAGAUUUACCCGGAGUUCUCAUGUCAUAACACAUAAAUGUGUUGGUCAUAUGGAAACAGAAGCUGAUAGAGAGGACCGUGGAGGACCAGAACCAGCCAGGACUUUAAUCUUUAUUUAGUCUACAUUUCUAUAU
This is a messenger RNA of Etheostoma cragini (Arkansas darter), 1146 nucleotides long. RefSeq names its product zinc finger protein 467-like. The transcript has 2 exons. Lineage: Eukaryota; Metazoa; Chordata; Actinopteri; Perciformes; Percidae. Gene Ontology annotation, biological process: regulation of transcription by RNA polymerase II. Gene Ontology annotation, molecular function: RNA polymerase II cis-regulatory region sequence-specific DNA binding; DNA-binding transcription factor activity, RNA polymerase II-specific. The record is from RefSeq and is a predicted model, not a curated record. Bases 103 to 1131 code for a protein of 342 amino acids.